AUGGCGAGCUCGGCACGCUACAACGCGCUCCGCGCGGCGCUGGGUCCUGGAGAGCUCGAGAGAAUACGGCAUGCGCGCAUCCUUGUAGUAGGUGCAGGCGGUAUUGGGUGUGAGCUGCUGAAGGAUCUCGUGCUCGUGGGCGUUGGCCAUGUGGACAUUAUCGACCUGGAUACCAUUGACCUGUCCAAUCUGAACCGCCAGUUUCUCUUCCAAAAGCAGCAUAUCCGGCAAAGCAAGGCUGUGAUCGCGAAGGAGACUGCGUCUGCCUUUAACCCUGACGUGUCGAUUGUGGCGCACCACGCCAACAUCAAGGCGCCCGAGUUUGAUAUCGCCUUCUAUGCAUCCUUUGACGUGGUGCUCAAUGCUCUGGACAACCUGGAGACACGCAGGUGGGUGAACCGCAUGUGCGUGAUGGCGCGCGUGCCGAUGAUCGAGAGCGGCACGGCCGGGUUCCUCGGUCAAGUCCAGCCGAUCCGCGUGGGUCACACGGAGUGCUACGACUGCACGGCCCACCCGACGCCGACGACGUUCCCCGUUUGUACCAUUCGCUCGACCCCGUCGACGCCCGUGCACUGUAUUGUGUGGGCGAAGAACUGGCUCUUUCCUCAACUGUUUGGCAACGACGCUGAGGCAGAGGCCGACGAGCAAGAGCUCGACCAAGCGCAGCAGCGCGGCGAAAACAGUACGUGCACGAUACUUACCCCAGUCCAGGAACUCGAGAAUCUGCGCCGUGAGGCGCAGGAGAUGCGGGCACUGCGCCAGGCAGCUGCGAACCGUGCGUCCGCGCGCGAGGCCUGCGAGCGCAUAUUCGACAAGGUGUAUCGCGCGGACAUGGAGCGCCUGCUGAGCAUGGAGGAUAUGUGGGCGCACCGGCGCAAGCCGGUCCCACUGUCGCUGGCUCAGGCGACGCAGGCCGACCCGGAGACGGCCGCCGACUCGUCCGUCCCGACGCUGCGGGACCGGCGGCCCUUGACGCUGCGCGAAAAUGCGCUGCUGUUCCUCGACUGUGCCGAGGCCUUAGCAAAGCGUGCCAUCGAUGCGCCACAGUCAUUUGAUAAGGACGACGACGAGGCCCUCGGCUUUGUCACAGCCGCCGCGAACCUGCGGGCCCACGUGUAUGGCAUCCAGGAGCAGACGCGCUUCGAGACGAAGCAGAUUGCUGGCAACAUUAUUCCUGCGAUCGCCACGACGAAUGCCAUGGUGGCAGGUCUUGUCACGAUGCAGGCCCUGCAUGUGCUGGCGGAGCGAUGGGACGCACUGCGCGUCAUUAGUCUCGCUCGGCGCGCCACGCGUGUAUUUACCACGUUCGCUCCCGCGCCCCCCCAUGCAGAAUGUGGUGUGUGCCAGGACGUAUUUGUCCGCGUGGCCGUAAACCCCGCAGACGCCACGCUGCAGCAUCUCGUCGAUGUCGCACGCCAGGAUUUGGGGUACGGCGACGACGCAUUCUUCUCCAUCUCGGUGGGCACGCGCAUCCUCUACGAUGCCGACCUGGAAGACAAUGUGGACAAAACGCUGCAGGAUCUACAUGUGGAAACGACAGAUGUGGUGUCGAUUGCGGACGAAGACCAUAUGAAGGCUACUGCGCAGCUCGUACUGGAACGCGGAUCGGAGCCGUGCCGCGUCCUGGACCGCGUGUCGCUGCCCGAGAAGCGCCGCGCGGCGCGUCCUAUCGCCAGCGAUGCUCAGGAGGCCGACGAGGUCCGGGCCAUCUCUCCCCCGCCGGUCCCUGCCGCGCCGCGCGAGGCGCCUGCGAAGCGCGCUCGCGAGGCUGACGAAAGCGAUACGCGAACGAAGCGUGUCAAGGCCGCCGACGAUGUGAUUGUGCUGGACUAG
Malassezia sympodialis ATCC 42132 is the source of this 1833-nucleotide messenger RNA. RefSeq lists its product as uncharacterized. Gene Ontology annotation, cellular component: cytoplasm; SUMO activating enzyme complex. The record is from RefSeq and is a predicted model, not a curated record. The transcript is spliced from 2 exons. Gene Ontology annotation, molecular function: SUMO activating enzyme activity. Gene Ontology annotation, biological process: protein sumoylation. The coding region runs from base 1 to 1833 and encodes 610 amino acids. Lineage: Eukaryota; Fungi; Basidiomycota; Malasseziomycetes; Malasseziales; Malasseziaceae.